This is a messenger RNA of Rattus norvegicus (Norway rat), 816 nucleotides long. The record is from RefSeq and is a predicted model, not a curated record. Lineage: Eukaryota; Metazoa; Chordata; Mammalia; Rodentia; Muridae.
AUGGGCUUCAUUUACACAGAAAAGUUGCCACACUUCUACAGUCAUUUCGUGGUCACUGGUAUGCUGGCAGCUAUGGACAGGGGAUUCAAAAAGUUCAUCCUUCAGAGUUUCCUACUCUCUCAUCAGCAUUUGCUUCUUCCUGAGGACCAGCUCACCCUCUGCUGCAAGGUGAGCAUAGUAGGACUACACUUUAGUAUGCCUGGAGAGAACAUGACACCUGCAAUCAAGGAUUCAAGGCACAUACUAAAAGUUGACCUAGAGGAGCUGUGGGAGAAUUCCACCUUCACAGACUGUUGCCUGCUUGUAGCUGGUCAUGAAUUCAGAGUUCACAAGGCCAUUCUAGCAGCUUGCUCUCCAGUUUUCAGAGCCAUGUUUGAACAUGAAAUGCAGGAGAGCCUAAAGAACCAUAUUGAGGUUGACCUGGAUCCCCAAGUCUUCAAGGAGAUGAUGGGCUUCAUUUACAUGGGGAAGGCAUCGAACAUUCACAGCCACUCCAUGGCUAUUGGUGUGCUGGCAGCUGCUGACAAGUAUGGCCUGGAGGACUUGAAGGUCAUGUGUGUGGAUGCCCUCUGCAGGAACUUCUCUGUGGAGAAUGCUGCACAUACUCUCAUCCUGGCUGACCUCCACAGCACAGAGCAGCUCAAGACUCAGUUUCUGGAUUUCAUUAUACUUCAUGCUUCUGAUUUCUGUGAGACCUCAGGGUGGAAGUCAAUAAUGGAGUCACAACCCCACUUGGUGGCUCAAACAUUCCAGCUCCUGACUUCUACACCUUGCCCUUUCUUGGAGCCCUCACUCAAAUGCCUAAAGCAAUCUUAG